AUGGGUAAUUGCUGGUUUAAGGGGAAUCCAUACUUUAACAGGGUUUCUUCCAAUGCAACCAAAUCAGAAUCUCCCAAAAUUCAGAGCCCAUCGGAGAGAACUGAAAAGGAGGACUGCCAGCUACCAUCCAACCCGAAAGAAGUGGAGGCGCUGCGAAAGGAUACAGCCCGCAAUCCUUUGAUAGCAUUCACAUUUGAGGAGCUCAAGAGAAUUACCAAAAAUUUCAGGCAAGAUUCAUUACUAGGGGGUGGUGGAUUUGGCAGAGUCUACAAAGGUUUCAUCACCAAGGAUCUCCGCGAAGGGUUAGAGAUAGAAGAGCCCCUGAGAGUUGCUGUUAAGGUCCAUGAUGGUGACAAUAGCUUCCAGGGCCAUAGGGAGUGGCUGGCUGAGGUUAUAUUUCUUGGACAGCUCUCUCACCCAAAUUUAGUGAAGUUGAUCGGCUAUUGUUGUGAAGAUGACCACAGGGUUCUUGUUUAUGAGUUCAUGCCCCUAGGAAGUGUGGAGUCUCAUUUGUUUUCAAGGGUUAUGGUGCCACUUCCAUGGUCGACCAGAAUGAAAAUUGCUCUGGGUGCUGCAAAAGGACUUGCUUUUCUGCAUGAAGCUGAGAAGCCAGUCAUCUAUAGGGACUUUAAGACAUCAAACAUAUUGCUAGAUGAGGAAUACAAUGCAAAACUAUCUGACUUUGGGCUUGCAAAAGAUGGACCAGUUGGCGAUAAGUCCCAUGUUUCAACUCGUAUUAUGGGUACCUACGGUUAUGCUGCACCAGAGUACAUUAUGACAGGGCAUCUAACAGCGAUGAGCGAUGUCUACAGCUAUGGUGUUGUACUACUGGAGCUCCUCACGGGCCGGAAGUCACUGGACAAGUCCCGACCAGUCAGGGAGCAGAUGUUGGCAGACUGGGCAUUCCCGUUGUUGACACAGAAGAAGAAGGUACUUGGCAUAGUAGACCCAAGGCUUGCCGAGGACUACCCAGUAAAGGCAGUGCAGAAGACGGCGAUGCUGGCAUACCAUUGCCUUAGCCGCAACCCAAAGGCUAGGCCGCUGAUGCGUGACAUCGUAGCAACUUUGGAGCCUCUUCAGCAGCUGGAGGAGACCCCUAGUGACAGUGUGGCGAUGACACUUGAAGGCACUUGA
Messenger RNA from Miscanthus lutarioriparius, 1134 nucleotides. NCBI's taxonomy places the organism in Eukaryota, Viridiplantae, Streptophyta, Magnoliopsida, Poales, Poaceae. The record is from the annotation of a GenBank genome assembly.